This is a messenger RNA of Mytilinidion resinicola, 2025 nucleotides long. RefSeq lists its product as uncharacterized. The transcript is spliced from 3 exons. NCBI's taxonomy places the organism in Eukaryota, Fungi, Ascomycota, Dothideomycetes, Mytilinidiales, Mytilinidiaceae. The record is from RefSeq and is a predicted model, not a curated record. The coding region runs from base 147 to 1781 and encodes 544 amino acids.
UAUAAGCAGCCUAUAUACCCUUGGAUCUUUGAGUGUCAUCUGCUUCAUAAAUUCACCUACUCUCUGGCCCAAUUACAGGCCGAAUAUUGACAGACUGAAGGGCUUUGGAGUUCGGCGAGUUUGCGGCUUGAGAAUUGACACUGUUGAUGGAUGCAGAAGCCAAAAUGUCUGGUGAAAAAGCAGAAAAUGGAAAAGAGGAAACACCGAACUCAAAAAUAGAGGAAACACAUGAAGAUGAUGAGAUCUAUAAAGUAAGAUGCUCAAGUUGUACACGUCUAAUACUGCUCAUGCAAUUUCAGAUUGCGCCCAAGGAAUCAAUCAAAACCGUAUCUCGGACCAACUCUGCAUCUAUAGACGCCAAUGUGCAGUUCAAAUCUGUAAGCUCAUCGAGGCCAAAUUCAGGAAAGGUGUCGAAACCAGCGCCUUCUCAAAAUGUUGCCUCCGGUGUGCCUAAUAGAACUUCGAGUACUUCAAAUAUCUCCACAUCUUCGCCAAGACCACCGCCGAAGUCCGAAUUAUCGAAAACGGGAGAUGCUUCAAAGUUAACGGGCGAUGUUGAUAGAGAAGCUCAAACAGCUUCGAUGGCAGCAGCGUCACACGACCAAGGGACGAGCUGGUACGAUCCGAGACGAGUGAUCAAGCCCGAUUACGAGGGAACUAUCAAAGAAUUAAAACGGCGCCUGAACGAAACAUCCAAGGAUGCUCAGGCAUGGAAGAGUCAAGCUGUGACGUAUAACAAAGAAGCCCAAACUUGGAAGCGCGAAUUCGAGCUCGCUCGCUCGGAAAUGAAUCAAAUGGCCGACCAGCAGGAGCAACAGGCAGAGAAGUUUCGAAGGGUGCAGGAGAGAGCAUUUCGUCAAAUUGACUCUGCGGAGUGGAUGCCGGAGUCCAACGAAGACAUCAGCCGUAAAUUGAAGGGUCUGGACUUCGAUAUCAAGGCUUGGGCAAAGACCUAUGCAGUCCCCUUAGUGUCUAAAAUCGAGACUACCAGAGACGAAAGGGCAAAACUGAUGGACUGCCUGAACUGCGUGGUUAGACUUGAAAACGACAAAGUUCCCUCUCGAGUGGGAGACGAUCGAGCAUGGAUGCUCUUGCAGGCGCGGCUUCUUCACAAGCUCUAUACGGAAAUCUUCGAAGAGCCCUUCUUCUUCAUUGGCGAGAGACUCUGUAAUGUGAAGCCUGCCAAGAACGAUGAUGCCAGAAGCGCGAACAUUGAUGCAGCGUUCAGUACGCUUUACGACGAGCUUCGAGAAGUCGAUGAAAAAGACGCAUUUGCGUGGCGGGCUCAAACAUUGAGACUGCUCGCUCCUCCGUCGAAUUCAAGUCGGAAGGCCCCCAAGGCCGUUGCAGACACAAACAAGAGGACUGAGGAAGCGCGAGAUAACGCCGCUGUCGUAGUAUGCGAUGAAUUCCUUCAGACGGGCAUCGAGCCCUUGAUGGCGAGCCCUCGGUGCGAUGCUGCGGAGAAGCUCCUCCAUUCAUUUGCCAAGCGGGCAGCACAGAUAUCUUUCUCUCUAUGGGUACAAAAGCGGGACCUUGAGUACAGGUUUAAGGAAGAAUUGCCAAAGGUGUUCAAGCACGAUCACUCGCUGCUUGAAGCUCAUCAGCUUCACAACAAGCACUUGAACGACAACCCAGCGCGAUUAGAUGGACUCCCUAUCUUGGUUGUCACGCAUCCUGCUGUGGUCAGUCGUGGAAAUGACGACGGCGAUUACGAGGUACGCAGCGUACUCAAAAAGGCAAUCUGUUGGAUGGGUGAGCCGCCUGGGUGGAAACAUUAGCAUGGUUUCUCUUACACAGUGUUUAUUGUUUUACUUCUUGGCAUUGAAUGCCUGGCGUAACUGCUAGCGCUCUCUUGAAAUCCAGCCCAAUCGAUCUGGGCCCGGCAGCACUCGCACACCACUGCUGCUAGCCUAGCAGACCGGAGCACUAAAAGGGCGUCUUUUGGCCCCGGGCGCGCCUCAUGGCGAAGUGCAUGACUCGCCAGGCUGGCCAUGCAUAGCCUCGGUGCUAAUGCGAAGCUAU